AAUUAUGUCGUGUGUUAUCCAUGAACUCACGGUUGUGGUAAUCUGCCGUUUGCCACUCAGAAGCGACGGUGCUGUCCUCCGACCAAAAGGGACGUGUUCUGGACAUCUCUACAUUUCGAUUUUUAUAAAGUGGUUGUAAUAUAUUUCUUGCAUCAAGGAGUAAAGAAGUAUGUUCUUCCGUGUGGUUGACGAAAGAGAGGAGCAUUCGAAUGUGUUCAGAAGAAGUAGGUGUACAGGUUGAAAUGAUUUCCGUUUUCUGAUGUACCGUAACAUUUUAUUAUUAAAAUCUGAGUCGUAGACGGUGAAAAUAUCGGUUUAAGGAACAGUCCCAUCCAGCAAAGCGUGAAAAACGAAAUUGACAGUUCAUCCCAGGUGAAAAUGGUUCGUAGGAAGAGUGUUUCAACAGUUAAGAAAAAAAUAACAGAAACCAGUGAUCAUGAAAUUCGUGAUUAUCGUACUGAACGAUCUAAUGCCCAUGCAUCAAAUGUGAUUUCUUCUGGAAAGAAACUUAAAAGCAAAGAAAAUUAUGCUGCUUUAUCAGUUAUUGAGGAGAGCUUCCAAAGUUACGUGGAGGAUCUUUUAAUGUCAGAAAAUGCUGACGUGCAGGAAUCAAUUAGGACGAAAAAGAACGACAAUAAACUAAGUGCGGUUGAAAAUUCAAAGCAAGAGAAAAAACGGAAAUUUAACCGUGAAAUGAGGGUUUUGCAACAAAUUAAAAAGUAUCAAAAAAGCACUGAACUAUUAAUACCCAGAUGUGCUUUUGCUCGUGUGUGUAAAGAUAUAUUUUUACAGUAUGGUAAUUCAGAAUUGCGAGUUGCUAGAGUUGCUUUGGAAUGUCUACAAGAGGCUGCUGAAAUGUAUUUAGUUGAGUGUUUUCAAGAUGCCUAUUUAUGUGCUGCACAUGCUAUGAGAAAGACUCUAAUGAAUAAGGAUCUUCGAUUAGCCCGUAGAAUAGGUGGAAGAUGUGGUUUUUAAAUGUGAUUUUGGUGUACUGGAAGUACCAAAAAAACAACAACAAAGUUUUAAUGAGAUCAAUGGCAAUAAUAGUUUUAAAAUUUGAAACAUCAGCUUUGUAUUUGAAAAAUUCAGAAGAGUUGCAUAUGUUAACUAUUCAAUUUCUCUAUAAUGUUUUUUCUCUCCCCUCCAAUUAAUCAAAUUAUUUCGAGAUAAAUUUGAGAGAAAAAUAAUUCUAAAUACUUGACAUAACACUGGUGAAAGCGUUGGUACCAUAUCAUUAGAACUAUUAGUUCUAGUGACAAAAAAAUCCGUUUUCGCCUUGAAUGUGAAAUUUAUUUGUAAGAAGAUAGCCUCAACUUUUAAGACAAAAAUUAACCUGAAAUACGUGGUUAUUGAACUAGUCGAACUUAAGCUUGUGCAUCAAAUGUUAUUUCUUCUGGAAAGAAACGCGAAAGAAAAUAUGAUGCCUAUUGAGGACAGUGUCCGUAGGUAUGUAGGGAAUCUUUUAACAUCAGCACAAAUUUCUGACGUGCGAGAACAAAUUCCAAUUAGGACAAUUCAUGAUAAACCAAGUGCUGUGAAAAAAACAAAGGUGAAUGAAAGCUCAAAUGCAAGGAUAAAAUUACGUUUUUGCCAGAAAUUUGAAAAUAGCACACUAACACUAAUUUGUUAGUGUAUUUUGAAUGAUAUUUUGGGAGUAUGGUCCUCCACAAUCACAAGAAGGUAAAAUUGUCUUGGAAUGUUUGCAAGUCUGCCAAGCUACUUAAUUGACUGUUUAAUAGAUGCCUACUUAUGUGCUGCACUUGCUGUUAGUAAGAUUGUACUGAAUAAUAAAUAAUUUGAAGUCUGCCCUUGUUAUAGAAAGUUUUGUGGUACACUUAGGCAUAAUGUAAUAGAGAAUUUACUAUCUUUCAAGUGUUUUAGCGUUUUAAAACAGUUAUUAAUAAUUAAUGUAUUCAAUUUAUAAAGAAUGAAAAAUUAGUUUUUAAAUGUUAUCAAUAGAUGUUUUUAUCAUGUUGGUUUUUGUAAUAUUUCAAUGUAUUGUUGGUCAAGUUUCGUAAAAUGUUCGUAAUGUUCUUCGAUUCUGAAAGUACGUUCAGUACAAUAUUUUCCCGUUAUUGUAAUUAAUUUGUGAUCAAAGAUUCAUCUGGAAUUAAUAAAUAUUACUUAAAACUGUUAUUAUCAGACCUUGAUGGAAUUUACUUUAUUUGAUGUCAUGUAAGAUGCACAUGUCAGAAAAUGGCAUGAAGCACAUUUUUCACACCAUAUUUUUGUAUUUUAUAUUGGCGUAUUUGCCAGCAAAUUCACUUUAUAGGAAUUUUCCUACUUUUAAGAACCCAUAUUACUGUAGUAUAUCUAAAUCCUAGUUUUUGAUCUCGAAAGUUUGGAACAUUCGCAAUCUGUAGAUAUGUGACAAUUAUUGAUUUACAAGUUGUUUAGGUAAGUUCACCAUUUUCGAAAGAGAUUUUAUAUCCCAGUUAAGUUUGAAUAAGAAAGAAUUUAUUGAGCUUAUGGCAAACAUGGAUAAUAAAGAGAUUUCAUACUUUUUUCUUGUGCUGCGUUAAAUUGUAUAAGGUACCUAAAAGAAGAUAAUGUACGAGGAUCGUCCGAAAGCAGUGCCUUCCAUUUAUUUGUAUGCCAAGUAAAGUAAUUAAAAAACGAUAUUAAUAUAGUAUGUUAGAACAAAGUUUUUUUAACUCUAUUUUUCAAUAUAGUCCUCCCAUUUUUCUAUGCAUUUUCUCCACCUAUGACCAAGAACCUGCCUGCCACACUCGUAAAAAUCUGUACCAGCAUAGGUGACCCGGACGGGGAAUUCUUACGGCGCCAUUCCAUGGAUUGAUAUGUUUCUCACUCAUAAUGGUGACACUCUGUCUCGUCGUCAAUUAUUAUUCUAUCCAGAAAACCGCCGCCUUCAGCUUCGUAUUGGGUCAAAAGUUCCUCACAAACU
Messenger RNA from Gryllus bimaculatus (two-spotted cricket), 2905 nucleotides. The record is from the annotation of a GenBank genome assembly. NCBI's taxonomy places the organism in Eukaryota, Metazoa, Arthropoda, Insecta, Orthoptera, Gryllidae.